AUGGUUGGAGGACAUCCUCUCUUUGAAGGGACAGAAAGUGUGAGGGCUUUUCCUGCAAGUUCUUCCCUAUCUCAGGAUGUAUUCACAGCACAUUCUACUGUUAUUGUUGAGAAUUACAUGCGUGAAAGGGAAAAGAACUGGAUGUCUCCACCCAAUGAAAAUGUUAUAGUUAACAGUCCUUUUAGACCUUGGUGGGAAAGAUAUCAACCAAUUAGUUAUAAAAUAUGCACAAGAUCUGGAAAUGAAGAUGAAUUCAGAGACAUGGUGACAAGGUGCAACAACAUUGGUGUCCGUAUCUACGUGGAUGCUGUAAUUAACCACAUGUGUGCUGAGAGUGGAGGUUCAGGGACAGGCAGUACUUGUGGAAGUUACUUCAAUGCUCAGAACAGGCAGUUUUCUGCAGUUCCAUACUCAGCUUGGGAUUUUAAUGAUGGUAAAUGCAAAACUUCAAGUGGAGGCAUUGAGACCUAUAGUGAUGCUUCUCAGGUCAGAGAUUGUCGUCUGAGUGGCCUUCUUGAUCUUGCACUUGGAAAUGAUUACGUUUGUACCAAGGUCGCUGAUUGUAUGAACAAUCUCAUCGACAUUGGAGUAGCAGGGUUCAGACUUGAUGCUUCUAAGCACAUGUGGCCUGGGGACAUCAAGGCAGUUUUGGAUAAACUGCAUAAUCUAAACACAAAGUGGUUUGCUUCAGGAAGCAAACUUUUCAUUUUCCAAGAGAACAAACACACUAAACUUUUUAUCACAAUAGGCUCUAUGGAUGUGCAGAUUUUUAGGCUAAUGUAUAAAAUGGCAGUUGGAUUUAUGCUUGCUCACCCAUAUGGGUUUACACAUGUGAUGUCGAGCUACCGUUGGCAAAGAAAUAUUCAGAAUGGACAAGAUGCUAAUGAUUGGAUUGGGCCACCCAAUAAUAAUGGAGCAACUAAAGAAGUAACCAUUAAUGAAGACAGUACUUGUGGCAAUGACUGGGUCUGUGAACAUCGAUGGCGUCAAAUAAGGAACAUGGUUAUCUUCAGAAACGUAGUUGAUGGCCAGCCUUUUUCAAACUGGUGGGAUAAUGGUAGCAACCAAGUGGCCUUUGGAAGAGGAAACAGAGGCUUCAUUGUCUUUAACAAUGAUGACUGGUCAUUUUCAUCCACUUUGCAAACUGGCCUUCCUGCUGGCACAUAUUGUGAUGUCAUUUCUGGAGAUAAAGUUAAUGGCAAUUGUUCUGGACUUAGGGUCACUGUUAACAGUGAUGGCACUGCCUAUUUCUCUAUUAGUAACUCUGCUGACGACCCCUUUAUUGCAAUUCAUGUUGAUUCAAAAUUAUAA
This is a messenger RNA of Castor canadensis (American beaver), 1311 nucleotides long. Its product is annotated as pancreatic alpha-amylase 2a5-like. The record is from RefSeq and is a predicted model, not a curated record. Gene Ontology annotation, molecular function: cation binding; catalytic activity. Gene Ontology annotation, biological process: carbohydrate metabolic process. Lineage: Eukaryota; Metazoa; Chordata; Mammalia; Rodentia; Castoridae.